Brassica oleracea var. oleracea is the source of this 669-nucleotide messenger RNA. RefSeq lists its product as uncharacterized. Lineage: Eukaryota; Viridiplantae; Streptophyta; Magnoliopsida; Brassicales; Brassicaceae. The record is from RefSeq and is a predicted model, not a curated record. The transcript is spliced from 2 exons. The coding region runs from base 1 to 669 and encodes 222 amino acids. Gene Ontology annotation, molecular function: zinc ion binding.
AUGUCUGACUUUACUGCGAUUUUUGAGGAGAUUGAAGCGAUUAAUCCUGCACUCCACGGCUACCUCCAAAGAACUGAUGUCCGACUGUGGACGCGUGUUCAUUUCCCGGGCGAGAGAUACAAUUUGAUGACUACAAACAUAGCGGAAUCAAUGAACAGAGCAUUGUCGAAUGCUAGAGGUCUAAACAUUGUUCGAAUAUUAGAAUCGAUACAGGUUAUGAUGACCAGAUGGUUUGCUGAACGGAGAGAGGAUGCCAGAUCGCAGCCAACGACGCUUACGCAUGGUGUCGAGAAACUACUACAUGGUCGUGUAACUGCCGCCAGAGAUUUGACGGUCCAAAGGAUUGAUGAUCAUCACACUGAAUUUAAAUAUGGAUCUUCUAGCGAGUCUUUGAAUGUGUUUAAUUUGGUAGAGCGAAAGUGCACAUGUCGGCGUUUCGAACGCGAGAAAUUACCAUGUGUACACGCAAUCGCAGCUGCGGAGUAUAACAAUGUUUGUCGUAUAUCCAUGGGCAGUCUUUACUAUAACAGUGCAUAUUUGGUGAGCGCAUACACUGAACCGGUCAUGCCGGCUAACUCAGUGCAACCUGUUCCAGAAAUCGUGGCUAACCAACCAUGCUUGCCCCCGUCUAUUCGUCAACAGCCAGGAAGACCUGAGAAAAUAGGAUGA